CAAUUUUUCUCUCGAGCUCCCUCCUCUCCCUUUGUCAUUCUAGCUGCCUGCUGCCUCCGCAGCGUCCCCCCAGCUCUCCCUGUGCUAACUGCCUGCGCCUUGGACAGAGCGGGUGCGCAAAUCAGAAGGAUUAGUUGGGACCUGCCUUGGCAACCCCAUGGCAUCCCCCAGAACCAUAACUAUUGUGGCCCUCUCAGUGGCCCUGGGACUCUUCUUUGUUUUCAUGGGGACUAUCAAGUUGACCCCCAGACUCAGCAAGGAUGCCUACAGUGAGAUGAAACGUGCUUACAAGAGCUAUGUUCGAGCCCUCCCUCUACUGAAGAAAAUGGGGAUCAAUUCCAUUCUCCUCCGAAAAAGCAUUGGUGCCCUUGAGGUGGCCUGUGGCAUCGUCAUGACCCUUGUGCCCGGGCGUCCCAAAGAUGUGGCCAACUUCUUCCUACUCUUGCUGGUGUUGGCUGUGCUCUUCUUCCACCAGCUGGUCGGUGAUCCUCUCAAACGCUACGCCCAUGCUCUGGUAUUUGGAAUCCUGCUCACCUGCCGCCUGCUGAUUGCCCGCAAGCCUGAAGACAGGUCUUCUGAGAAGAAGCCCUUGCCAGGGAAUGCUGAGGAGCAACCCUCCUUAUAUGAGAAGGCCCCUCAGGGCAAAGUGAAGGUGUCAUAGGAAAGUGGAAGUGCAAAGAGUGGACCUUCCAGGCAGUUGCGUCUACGACACCAGGAAGAUGUCAGUGUGUGUUUCUCAUUCGAUUUAUUUAUCUUGGGGAAGGAGAAAAAUGUAAACUGCAAGUUAAUGACCCUAUUGGCUUGUGUACAUCUAUAUGCUAAAAUGACUUCCCCACUUGACAUUUGUGCACCACCUGUAAUCACUCUGGGGCAACUCUCACAUCUUGCUGCAUGUACAUGUAUACGGCUACUAUUGAAGUGUAAUUGUGAGAUGGACUCCAGCAAGCAUGUGAUUGUGAGAUUGUGUGUGGGAAAAUGUAUUUAACUACUCUGUGUGUGUACACAUGCACAAACGCAUGUGCAGAGCAGGCUCUGAUCUUGAACUAAUCCUGCACAGGCAUC
Molecule: messenger RNA, 1062 nt
Organism: Sapajus apella (tufted capuchin)
Lineage: Eukaryota; Metazoa; Chordata; Mammalia; Primates; Cebidae
Gene: TMEM35A
Product: transmembrane protein 35A
Exons: 2
Coding region: 158-661 (167 amino acids)
Biological process (GO): positive regulation of protein localization to cell surface; chaperone-mediated protein complex assembly
Cellular component (GO): endoplasmic reticulum
Molecular function (GO): acetylcholine receptor regulator activity
Source: RefSeq, a predicted model, not a curated record